Macrobrachium nipponense is the source of this 318-nucleotide messenger RNA. RefSeq lists its product as uncharacterized. The coding region runs from base 1 to 318 and encodes 105 amino acids. The record is from RefSeq and is a predicted model, not a curated record. The transcript has a single exon. Lineage: Eukaryota; Metazoa; Arthropoda; Malacostraca; Decapoda; Palaemonidae.
AUGUGUGAAGAGGAAGAAAUGCCAAGGGACUCGGAGGAGAGUCUAUUGGUAUAUAUAUACAAGCAGAAGGGAGAUGUCAUGGAUUGUGGUAACUACAAGGGAAUUAAACUAAUAGAGUAUGGAUUGAAAGUUUUAGAGAGAAUAAUGGACGAGGGAUUAAGAGAGAAAGUAAGGAUCAAGAAACAGCAGUAUGGAUUCAUGAGAGGAAGAGGGGCAGUGGAUGCCAUCUUCAUAAUAAGACAGCUACAGGAAAAGAGGCUAGAUGGAAACCAGGAGCUCUAUUGUGCAUUUAUAGAUCUAGAGAAAGGAUACGAUUGA